CAGCCCAAUAAAGCGUCGCGUUAUAAAGCCUCCCAGCCUUCUAGGGCAGCGUUUCGAGCAGACGCCGCCGCCGCCGAGUUCCUCGUCUCCUCCCAAAUCGCCCUAGCAUCAGAGCUCCUCCGCCGCCGCCGCCAUGGGUAAGGUUCACGGAUCGCUGGCCCGCGCUGGGAAGGUGCGUGGGCAGACGCCCAAGGUGGCGAAGCAGGACAAGAAGAAGAAGCCCCGCGGCCGCGCCUACAAGCGCAUGCAGUACAACCGCCGCUUCGUCACCGCCGUCGUCGGGUUCGGCAAGAAGCGCGGCCCCAACUCCUCCGAGAAGUAGAUCUAGCUAGGCCCAGCCGCCUGAUUCAUACGCUUGUGUUCUUGGCACCUUCGUCUUCUUUUUUGUUCCAAGUAGUUUCGUUCGAGUAAUCAAGGUUUUGGUGAUGUACUGAUGACCAGUUGAAGACCUAAGCUAUGUUGCUGCAAUCCAAUUAAGGAUGAUAUGCAUCGUUUACUGCAUGGCAA
Messenger RNA from Panicum virgatum (switchgrass), 507 nucleotides. RefSeq names its product 40S ribosomal protein S30-like. Gene Ontology annotation, molecular function: structural constituent of ribosome. NCBI's taxonomy places the organism in Eukaryota, Viridiplantae, Streptophyta, Magnoliopsida, Poales, Poaceae. Gene Ontology annotation, cellular component: cytosolic small ribosomal subunit; ribosome. The record is from RefSeq and is a predicted model, not a curated record. The transcript has 2 exons. The coding region runs from base 134 to 322 and encodes 62 amino acids. Gene Ontology annotation, biological process: translation.